Cokeromyces recurvatus is the source of this 2223-nucleotide messenger RNA. RefSeq lists its product as uncharacterized. Gene Ontology annotation, molecular function: nucleic acid binding. NCBI's taxonomy places the organism in Eukaryota, Fungi, Mucoromycota, Mucoromycetes, Mucorales, Mucoraceae. Gene Ontology annotation, cellular component: nuclear body. The transcript is spliced from 7 exons. Bases 69 to 2174 code for a protein of 701 amino acids. The record is from RefSeq and is a predicted model, not a curated record. Gene Ontology annotation, biological process: primary miRNA processing; mRNA processing.
UUUUUUUUUCUUUGUUUCCCUUUCAAAUUUUCAGCUUUUGAAAAGGAUUUUAUUAAUUUUGGAACAGAAUGGGCUAUAAUGAAUGGUCAGACGAUGAGAACACGCAGCAUAAUCACGGACGCGAUAAGUUUCGUCAUGAACGUAGCUUAGAACGUGAUAGAUAUGGUGAAGAGUACGAGCGCUAUGACCGAAAGAAGCGCGGUCGUCGUAGCCCUACUCCUCCUGAAGACCGUCGACAUAAAAGAAGACCUUCUUAUUCACCUAUGAGAAAUUACUCACGUAAUAGAGACAUUAGAAAUGACCCUGAAACUGAUCACUACAUUCCAAACUAUGAUCGUGAUGGCUACAUGCCUGGACCUCGUUAUGGUAGCAAACCUGAACCUUCUCAGUUUGCUGGAGGAUAUCCCAUGAUGGAAAUGAUGGGUCCACAAAUGAUGAACCAAGGCUGGGUUGGAAGACUUCCUUUGGUCGAUCCAAUUCAACUAGAUUACCUUGUAUCUUUUAAGCAAUUUUCUGAAUACACCAAAAGAACUUCUAAUAGACGUAUUGAUGAUGAAGAUAUGCAAAAACGUUUCGCUCAUUAUAAAGAAAAAUUUGCUGCACGACAAUUAGCUCAAUUCUUUGCAUCCAAUCAAGAUAAAGAGUGGUUUCAAGAAAAAUAUCACCCUCAUCUUUCGCGUCCUCGACAAGAAGAUGUCAAAUCACGUAGACGUCGCUAUUUAACGGAAUUCUUGGAAGAAUUAGAAAGGGGUGAUUAUGACAAUUCGUGUUAUGAUGCUAAAGUGGAUCCAUCCAAAGAAACUACCAACGAUGAAGAUGAAACUGAGAAUACAAUGCCAACUACAGAAAAUAAUAAUGAAGACACGACUGAUGUCGAAUAUGAAACAAAGUUAGUCAUCAAAACUGUACCUCCAACCAUUGCUAGAGAAAAGAUUUUAGAGUUUUGUAGUAAAGUGGAAGGCUUUGAUUAUUUAGCUCUUUCAGAACCAAGUCCGAAUAAGAAAUUUCAUCGUAUUGGAUGGAUUACUUUCAAGGAAGGAACGGAUAUGAAAAAGACAUUUGAACAAUUAGAUAAUCAAAAGGUGGAUGAUUUUGUAUUUCACUUGGCUAUGAAUCGUAAAAAUGCAGUUCAAACCCGUAAUCCUCGUAACGCUCCUGAGAUUGCUAAUACAACGGAGCGUAUUCAAAAAGAUGUAGAACAAGCUAAAGAACUAGCACUUGCUCUUGAAUCCAUAUUAGGUGAAGAUACGCCAGAAGGAUUAAAGGCUGUUGAAGCUCGCACUGAAAAAGUAAUCAGCGAGCAUAAAGAUGAAAAGGAAGAAGAAAAUUGGAAAUUAAAAAAAUCAUUGGACAUGAUCAUUGCUUAUUUAAGACGAGUUCAUAUGUAUUGCUAUUAUUGUGCAUUAGAAUGUGAUUCAUCUGAAGAGUUGACAAGGAAAUGCUGUGAUCCUCAUUGUCGUAUUCUAUCUACUCAAAAAUCGGAAGAAUCCAAUACUGAUCCUAAACAAAUAGCAAAAGCCGAGCGAGGAAUGGCUCAAUGGGCGAAAAACUUGGAUCAGAGAAUAUCUUUAAAAAUUCAUACACCAGAUGAUCAUGAAAUCAAAAGAUUAGGUGGUCUUAUUUUGCAAACGGAACUUGAAGAAUUUGUUAAGGAACAUGUUCUUAAGGAGCACGAAUCCAAAUAUAAAUGCCAAGUGGGCGAAUGCUCUAAAGCAUUUAAAGGCUUUGAUUAUGUAGAGAAGCAUAUCUUAACAAAGCAUCCUGAAGAAACAGAGCGUAUUAAAACUAAAGUAGAAUAUUAUAAUAACUAUGUGUUGGAUCCCAAUCAUAUUUUACCCAAUACAAACACAAAUUAUGUCAAUAAUCAAGCCAUGAUGCCCAUGGGUAUGCCAUUCAUGGGCAUCAUGGGAACACCCCAAGGUAUGCAUUUACCACCUACUGCUGCUAUGGCAGGAACCCCUUGGGAUCAAAUACCUCGUAUUGGAUUUGGUAGUGGUAAUGGUGGUGGUGCAGAGAAUAUGUAUGGUGGUGGUUCAUACGCUGCAAGAAGAACAAGGGGAGGUAGUAAUACUAUGAUGGAUAUCGAUGCAUUCCCUAAAGACCCUAGACAAGUUAAAUCUUAUGUUGAUCUUGAUGCUCCUGCUGAAGGUGAUUCAAACAUUUCAUUUUAUUAAUUUUUUCUUUCUUUCUUCAUACACAUAAUACAUAUUAAUUGUGUUCGUC